Molecule: messenger RNA, 1485 nt
Organism: Pangasianodon hypophthalmus (striped catfish)
Lineage: Eukaryota; Metazoa; Chordata; Actinopteri; Siluriformes; Pangasiidae
Product: microfibril-associated glycoprotein 4
Exons: 4
Coding region: 215-958 (247 amino acids)
Biological process (GO): elastic fiber assembly
Source: RefSeq, a predicted model, not a curated record
CUUUUACAUAUUAUACUGUAAAGGACGGACUGUGUGAGCUUCUAAAAAGUCACUAAAAUUCAGCAAGAUGAUCAUGUUUAGUUCUAACUGAUUGAAUUGAAGAAGGCUAGUGCUAUUAUUUGUGUCUUGUUUUUCAAAUCCCUUUUAGUCAUGCUUGCUUUGAGAAUGUUAACUAUAACAUCAGGGAGUUUUGUCAUUCAAUUUUUUGUAAUUCAUGCAACAUUUUAAACAGUUUAAACAGAUCCUGUUAGUGUUUUUAUGGAUGAGUAUUGGGGUUCAGGCUAAAAGCCUGAUGUUCCAGCCUCUGGACUGUGCAGACAUUUAUAACGACAGUUCUUGGACAAGUGGCGUAUACAUGAUCUACCCUGCCGGACCGAACUCUGGUCGCUAUGUGCACUGUGACAUGUACACUGAUGGAGGAAAAUGGACUGUGUUCCAGAGAAGAAUGGAUGGUACUGUGAAUUUCUACAGAGGAUGGGAUCAGUACAAGAACGGCUUUGGGCAUGCAGCUGGAGAAUACUGGCUGGGACUUGAGACAAUUCAUCUGCUCACCCUGAAGAAGAACUACGAGCUGCGAGUAGAUUUAGAGGACUUUGAAGGCACUAAGGUCUAUGCAAAAUACAAAUCCUUUGGCAUUUCUCCAAUGGCUAUUAAUGCAGAACUGGAUGGCUACAAACUGCACGUGUCUGGUUUUGAAGAUGGUGGUGCAGGGGAUUCAUUGUCAUACCACAGUGGAUCAAAGUUCUCAACCUUUGACAAAGAUCAGGAUGCAUAUGAAGGAAACUGUGCCUCUUCCUAUGCGGGAGGAUACUGGUACAACUCCUGCUACAACUCCAACCUCAAUGGACUGUAUACAUGGGGAGGAGAACUGCAAAUCGGACUCACCUGGAGGGCUUGGAAAGGCUUUAAAUCAGUGAAAAGCGUCUCAAUGAUGAUGAGACCAGUGAAUCUGGACUAACGUCCAAAACACGUCAUUGAGAAGAAAAAGAAAAAAAUACCUUCUGUCCUAAAUAGGGAUGCAUCAAUACCAUUUUUGAAGACCAAGUAUGAGUACAAGCAUGAGUAGGAGUAUGUUUUCUGGUACUUGUCAGUACCUAUAUGUACAAUAUGAGUAACCUACUUACUAUUAAUCAAUCAGGGCCAUCAUGGAAGCUGAAUAUGUUUCCGUGGUUUACAUAUUGGCUAUAAAAAGCACAUAUAUGUAUGUUCAUGCACUGAGGCUACUAGGCUCAUACUUUUAUAAUGCUCAUUUGUCUGUCAUUUCGUGUCGUCUGUUCAGUAGUGUGAGAUUGUACACUGGAUGCUGGUUUUGGAGCAUUUUUUUUUACAAGCACGGACAGUAUCAGUAUUGAUGAAUCCCUAGUCUUAACUGUAUGACUUGAUUCCAAGAAUGUGAUUAGUACUGAUUUUUUUUGUUUGUAAUAAUAUUUUGUACGCACAUUUUCGAGUGUUAUAUGAUUUUUCAAUAAAUAUAAUUACCUAGAA